AGAGCUCAGUAAUAGCAAAAAUAGUGAUGAUAUUGGCUGAAACUUUUUUGUUUUUUUUAGCUCUGAUCGAUAACGGUGCUAUAUUAUUUCUUUUAGUUUACUAUAUAAUAACAUUAUCUGAUUUAGAAUGCGAUUAUUUGAAUGCCCAAGAGUGCUGCGAUAGACUAAAUUAUUGGUUACUACCAAAAUAUAUCGCUCAUUCGUUUAUUACUAUUUUGUUACUACUCCAUGGUCAUGUCAUUCUAUUUUUAUUUAAUUUGCCCAUGUUUAUUUAUUUAACGUUCGAAUAUUUUACGAUACCGCAAGGAAAUUUAGGUGCAUAUGAUCCUGCUGAAAUUCAUAACAGAGGUCAACUUAAAAAACAUCUUAGGGAUGUUAUGAUCUACAUUGGAUACUACUUGCUAUUUUUCUUUAUUUAUUUGUAUUGUUUUAUUUUGGCCUUGUUAAAAGGAGAUCCUAUUCGUCGUGGUAGUGAUGACGAGAUUGUGACGGAAAUUUAA
This is a messenger RNA of Vanessa atalanta (red admiral), 500 nucleotides long. RefSeq names its product protein cornichon homolog 4 (gene cnir). Gene Ontology annotation, biological process: endoplasmic reticulum to Golgi vesicle-mediated transport. The transcript has a single exon. The record is from RefSeq and is a predicted model, not a curated record. The coding region runs from base 27 to 500 and encodes 157 amino acids. Gene Ontology annotation, cellular component: endoplasmic reticulum membrane; COPII-coated ER to Golgi transport vesicle. NCBI's taxonomy places the organism in Eukaryota, Metazoa, Arthropoda, Insecta, Lepidoptera, Nymphalidae.